AUGGUUAUGUUUGCAUCAAUUCCUUCCUUGGUUACUGCGCUUUUUAUUGGGGCUUGGACAGACAUGGUGGGACGUCGACCUGCCUUAGCGUUACCAGCUAUUGGAAGUUCCAUUGAGGCUGUUAUUGUGCUAUUAACAAUGUCCUUAAAGUGGCCAAUUUAUGUGUUGUUUGUGGGAAGUGCUAUUAAUGGCUUGUGUGGAUUCUUUACUACAGUGGCAAUGGCCACGAUGGCAUACAUUGCUGACACCACAAAUGAGUCUGACAGGAGUUUUCGUCUUGGUAGGUGUAUAAUUGACCUUAAUUUGCAUAAAUAGAAUACAGUCAUGAACACCCAUCUAGUCAAGGCAAAAAGCAAAGGCAAAGUCAGUUGCCAGGGGCAUAGCCAGCCCAUAGACCUGUAGGCCUGGGCCUACAAAUUUUUGGUUUGAUCACUCUACGGCUUCUAAUAUGAAUUAUGCAUUGUUGGGUUGAGCUAAAAAGCUUAUGGGCUCAAAGAGUUGUUGUCAGGUCGGUGCAUACUAGCCAUGUGUGCAAUUUUCAGGAUAUGUGGAAAUGAAAGUCAGCCAGGCCUACAGCAAGUCGAAAAGCUGGCUAUGCUCCUAGUGGCUCUAGUUAUUAGGGAGCUUUAGCAAAGGUGUUUUAUGGAAGUGAGGCCUUUUCCCCUUUCAAUGUUCCUUGAGUGUACCAAAUUUGUAGUGCUAAGUGUUUCUACUCUUAUAAAGAUGAUUUGCAUGAAAAUUUGGACAAAAUCCCUGCUCAAGAAUGCAAAAAGUCCACUUCCAGUUGAUGUGCGUCGUUCAAAAUGUCUUUUUCUGUAAGUUCCCUAGUAACUGGCUCUGCUAGAGUGCUUACAGCCCUGAAAGCUACAUUCAAGCCAUAAUUAUUCAGACUCCCCCCCCCCCCUUCCUUAUGUGUGGCUGAAAGUUAAUAUACUCUUUAAUAAAUGGCAAAGGAAGCUUGUAGGUGGGGUAAGAGCGCAGGGAAGGGAGGGGCACGAAUGGUGUCUUGCAAUUAAUAGACUGCUUGAAUUUUGUGAGUUUAGCACCUAUUAGUCAUGGAAGUAAUGGUUAAAUCCGCCUUCUCUUUUCUGCAGCUUUCAUGGAAUUCUUAGUGUUCACAGGAGGAAUGGUUAGUCAACUCACUAGUGGACUAUGGAUUGAACACCUUGGUUUUAUCGGGCCCUAUUGGUUCAUCUUAGCCUGCCUUGUCUCUUCUGUACUCUAUGUAAUUUUUUUCGUCCCCGAAUCGAGAGCUACAUCUUCUGAACACAAAUCAAUCUGCAGUCUCUUCAGCUUUGCGAGCAUCAACAGAGUGUGGAAUGUCUACAAGAAUCCGAGAAACGGAGCAAGAAGAAACCUGAUCGUCUUCACGUUUUCCUCGGGUGUGAUUGUCCUCACUACUCUUGGUAUUGGUGGGGUUAUGGUGCUGUAUGUGCUUCAUUCUCCAUUGUGCUUCUCUGCAGAGCAGGUUGGCUAUUUCUCUGGUUACCGGUUUUUUCUGCAGGGCUUUGGCGCUGUUCUUGGAGUCAAGCUGUUGGGAAUGUGUCUUUCUGAAAUUAACAUUAUUAGAGUUGGUAUAUUUUCUCUUGCUGUGGCUUUAAUGAUGUUUGGAUUCUCAAAAGCUACCUGGCUAGUGUAUUUGGGUAAGCGUUUACGUGCAUUUGGAACAGAGUGUAUGAUUUGCAAGUAUUCUCUAAAACUUAGAAUUAUCUUAAUGCCUAAUUUAGUAAUACUUGUAUUUAAUUUAAUACAACAAUAUUUGCUACAGGAUUGAAUUUUUUUCCCUCGCAAUCGUCACCUGUGCCAUGCUCUUCGAUAGUAGGGAGGUAACUCGAAAACAAGCCAAGCGAAAUAUGACGCACGUGAAUAUUGGCCCUGGGCUUUUUUCGCAUUGGUUUUAGUACCAGGGUCUCUGCCAGUACUUGAAUACACUAUAUUCGCGUUUUUAAUGAUCAAACUUGGUCGCGCAGUUCGUUGAAAAUGUUAAAUUUAGGCGAAUUUACCUGGAGUUGAUUCCUUGGGGACCGCACUAAUAGAAAAAUUCGUCGUCGCUUGUUUACGUCCUCCAUAAAAAAAAAAUGAAAUUAGGCAUUUUACGUCGUGGGCGUGCAGCGAUGGUAAAGAAAUGUACAGAAAAGCGUGAUGCACGUGAAUUUUUUUCUUUGCUUAAUAAACCCAUUACUUUUUUGACGUUCUCGUUGCCGUCGCCGUCGUCGUUGCUAAACCCUCCUAAUAUCUUGGAACCUGGAACAGGCUAUCGUUUUCCGCUUGUAUUAUACUGUAAAAGAACAAAGCACAAAACAAAACACAGCAGAUCAAGUCAGUGACGUCAAAAAAGAAAAACAAAUGUUAGCAGGUCAAGCGUUAUGUCUAGACAGAAAGUUGGAGCCCGUAUCAAUGGAAAUCAAAUUCGCUGAACUACAAGAAAUACCGUGAUUCACAGUUAAGUGAGCCGGUGAAAAAACGGAAAUCGUUAUCACAUACUGGAUUCUUGUUUCUUCAAAACAAAAAAAAAACAAGAAUUCGAAAUCGUCCGUAUACGGUGGGGAAACCCGACCUCCCACUAAACCUCCCCCUCUCGUGAGCUGCUGCCCGAGGCUAUCAAGAAUUAAUUUUGAUUGAUAAGCGCGGGAAUUUUUCCAUGUUAGCCAUUCAACCUUUUUUAAUAUGAAUUUCCCCAACUGCUCCAAUAGGAAAAACAAAUUGGGAAAGAUUAACGCGUUACAGUAAACUCUAAGAGUUAUGUCCGUCUUAAAAAGAGUCAAAUAAACGGAGUAAAGAAAGGCAGGGACCAACUCUAGGUAUUCGUUUUACAGAGGUGUCCGUUUAGGGAGAGUCGACUGUAUUACUAAUCUCCUUCUGAGAUCCUCUUUCAGCGCCUUUGGCCGGUGUAUUCAGCGGGGCUGCUGUACCCAUUUUCCGUGGAAUGAUGUCAAGAAUAGUUGGUGCCGACGAACAAGGUAUCUCUCCUUACCUCACUGUGUUGUGUUUCCCUGUAGUAAUAUAGUAACAAGGUUUAUAACGAGGCCGACCAAUCUCGUGCGCAGGUCUUCGCUUCUUUGCUCCACGGUACGGCGAGAAAAAGAGCGAGUUUACAGGUCAACAUUCUCGGAUGAUAGCUUAAAAAAGCCGUAUUGCCUCUCUCUCUGCCCUUAAAGGGGCUAUUUGCUAUCUCAGUCUUGAAAGGCUAAAACCUGUCUUUGCAUCAACUGAAUUCCACCCAAAAAGAUAUACUUUGUUAUGUAAGACCAUGAUCUUUUAGGCACUGAAAGUCGUUUAUUGCUACGGGUGACAAGGAUGGACAGGGAUUGAAUUGAAAAGUUAGGCCAACUUUUUCAAGUUUUAAUGUGACGCCUACAAAAAUCACCAGUAAAAUAUUAUGGUUUGCUCACUAAGUAAUGGCUUAGGCACAGAAAUGCCCUAAAAUUAACAGCAAUAUCCUCUCGACAAAGCCCCUUUAAGUUCAUUGUGUUUUUUACCUUCAGUAAUAGUAAUGUGUUGUUCUCUCACUUUCAGGGGCGCUGUUUUCUGCCACCGCAUCUCUGGAAACCUUGUGUAAUUUUCUUGGAGCUUUUAUUUUCAACUCUAUGUAUCCUGCAUCACUCAAGUUUGAAUUUCCUGGUUUUGUGUUCUUUCUCGGGACCGUGAUGUUGAUAGUACCUGUGCUGCUCAUGUGGUAGGUUGCAGACCCACAAGAUAAAAAACAUGAGAAUCGUACAUUUGUACUUCUGAUGGGCUGGGGUUUUUUUUUCAACUUUUGACUGCGACCAACUAGCGAAAAUCCAUCAACACGACAAAAAGAAAAAUGCCCCUGAAACCAGUAAAGCGCCGAGUUUCCCGGAUUGUGCCAAGUUUCCCAGAUUUCUGUUGACAGUUACCCUGUGUUCAACUGAUCGUUUGCUUAAAAAGGCAUGAAAACGAGGUUAAGCAGGGUUACGAUCCUUUUGGUCUCGUCUCCAAUUUGGCGCCAUUGUCUUGACCAAUCAGAAGCCAAUUAUUUGUUUGCACGCGUCUUCCCGCGUUUUUCAUCGGCUACCGAACUGUAUGUAUUUGCCCCGAGAGCUCGUGUUCUGAACUUUAUUUUUUGAUUGUCCGUAUCUAUUGUGAUUAUUAGGUACUUGUGGUAAUUUAACUAAAAGUAAUGUAACCAAUCUGACCAAUAACAGGAAUAGUGAAUCCUGAAUAUAAACCGUUAUGAUCCGUCGAGGCGGCAGGUAGGGAGUAGAUUUUGGCUUGAAAAGUCACGCGAGAGUUUUAGUAUCAAGGGUUUUAAUUUCUAAUUUUUUUGAUUUAUCAGUUGUUUAAGAAACCCAGCAAGCUUCCUGUCGAAGAAGGACUUGUGUCGGUCAACACAGAAAGACAACAUGGCGGACAGUUUACUGACUGACCCUGUCAGCGCCGUCAUUGAAUCAAGUGGAUCCCCAUUACCCAACCCUACCCUGACAGAAGACGGUUAUGAAACAAUGGGGUGAUACUGCGUUCAUUAAGUUUACAACUGAACUUAAUUUGGAAGCGUUUUGACCGGAGGGGAGUGAAAUAUGAGCAACACUGGUCACAUGAAGAGGCUGCUCGAAAAUGAUCAUGAACCGAAGAGAUUAUCCAUUUAGAAAGAAAUAGAUGUUAAUCUUUAAAAUUCUAUUAAUAGUCUUUCUCUUUUGAUGUGAUAGAAAAAUGCUAAAGAAAAUAUCGUUUUUGGUUUACAUCAAAUUACUGUAUUUCCGUAUGAGCUAUUGUAGCUAACAAUGUAAAUAUAAUGUCCCGGUAAAUAAACUGGCAUGAAAUGCUACUUGGCAUUUUUCACAAAAGAGAUGGGGAGAAAAUGAAAGUGGAUGGUCGUCCAUGCUAGUACAUCGGGCAUUUGUAAAUUACACUAAUAAUUCAGUAUUGUAAGCAGUAGCGUUACAUGUUGUAAUUGUGUCAACAACUAGGCGGGUUAGGACCUUUUUUGAAAUUGAUAUUUCAUGGCCCUAGGCUACUUUAAAACGAAACUAUAAACACUUCGGUUAAAAAUAUGUGCCACCAAUACUACUUAUAUAUGCCAUAAAUAAUUGCAAGCAAGUCGAACUGAUUCUUAGUUCAGCGACCAAUGAAAAUGUAGAAUUAUAAAUAAUUUUUUUGAAAUAAAAUCACCAUCUUCUUCGACAAAAUU
Porites evermanni is the source of this 5149-nucleotide messenger RNA. Lineage: Eukaryota; Metazoa; Cnidaria; Anthozoa; Scleractinia; Poritidae. The record is from the annotation of a GenBank genome assembly.